GUUAACAACCUCGCCAGUAUCCUCUGGAGAUCUUCUGCACAUCUUCAUUACUUUGCCUAUUACGCUGAAUAUCUCUACCUAUAAUGGCCGAUGACGAGAUUCAGAGGUUGCGCCAGCUUUUGGAGGACGAAAAACGACGUCGGCAGGAAGCAGAGCAGGCUCAACUGGAAGCAGAGCAGGCUCAACUGGAAGCAGAGCAGGCUCAACUGGAAGCGGAGCGGGCAUUAGAAGAACAGAUACGGCCCUUAACGCUCUUUGAAUAUCUUGAUGCCUGCCAUACUUAUCUCUUUUCGGGUCUUGUCCCUGGCACACUCGGCCAUUCAACCAAAGGGAAUGCCGAAAAUGCUGAUGGCAAACUCCGUCCUCAUCGCAUCUGCGAAUGGCUUUCGUUUGCGGAUGAACAGACGAAAAUAUGGUCCCAGUUGCUGAAUGAAGAGAAUGAAGGCUUCAUUAUGCAGCGCAAAUUUGACUCCUUACAUGCAAUUAUCGCUAUGGGAAAGAAGACAAGAAAAAAAAUUCACUCGGAAAUCGACCUUCGCUAUUUUCAACGGGAUGCCGUCACAACGCCCGUAGUGUCCGUAAUAGAGGCCUUCUUUGAGAAUGAGCAACUCCAACAGUUAUUCGGGCUUCAGGGACAAAUUACCUUUGAAAACCACGCAAACACACUUACCACCACUCCAACUUCCUCCCGACCUCUGGCAGAUGAGUUUUGUAUUUACAAUAAAGGUGAGAAUGUCAAAAUUCCUGCAUUUAUUGGUGAACUCAAGCCACCGCACAAGCUCUCACUGGAAAUUAUUCAAAAUGGACUUAAAGAAAUGGAGCUUGCCGAGAUUGUUGAGCGUGGUGAUGAUGAGACUGAAGAAAUUCGGCAUUGUCGUUUGGUCGCUGCAGUCAUCACCCAGGCAUUCUCCUACAUGAUCAAAGCCGGUGUUGAAUACGGGUAUGUGAGCACUGGCGAAGCAUUUAUUUUCCUUCACUUCAAAGCCGAUGAACCAGGGACGGUUUAUUAUUAUCUUUCAGUCCCCGGGAAUGAUGUGGGCAAGGAAACUGGAUUUACAGGGGAGGCCGAAGAUCAUGAAAACAGGUUGCAUAUGACAGCAGUUGGGCAGGUUCUUGCUUUUGCACUUCGAGCAAUAAGGACCAUCCCCCAUGAUCAAAGAUGGAAAGACUGGGCCGCGAGUCAGUUGAAUAUGUGGGUGGUUACAGAAGAAGAUUUACAUUCGCCAACGCCGGAAAAUGAUGAGAAGCCCCCAACACCUUACAGGCCACUGAAAAGUGCUCGGGAAUUUGUCAGGAAAAGCCCUGUCCGCACCCGAUCGAAGACCGCGCGAUCAACCUGCAAACCAACAUCUUUAUUGCAGAAUAGCAGUGGGGAAGAUGACAAUGAUAGCGAGUCUGACCCUAAUUCUUCUAGGAAAAGACCUCGACGUUCUGCGGAUGUCAUGGUUGCGGCACCUCCGCCACCUAACCGGGUAUCAUCUUACAAGGGGCCCGUCUGUAAGGAUGGAACUCGGCGAUAUUGCACUCAAAAGUGCUUGCUUGGUCUCUUGAAUGGUGGGCCGCUAGAUAGGGCCUGUCCAAAUGCCCAAGAACAUGGGACAGAAGUCCAUAAGAUCGACCAUACCACUUUCCUCUCCCUCCUCAUGGCACAGAUACUACAGGAAAUAAAAGAUCCUUGGUCCCAGCCUCUGGGUUGCGAAUCGCUGCAUAGGCACGGUUCUCGUGGUGCACUGUUUGAAGUUAUUCUUUUUCAAUACGGGUACACUCUGGUAGGAAAAGGCUUUCCUCUAGAGUUUGGUCCCUACCUCAGGCAUGAAAAGGCACUCUACGACCACUUGCAGCCGAUCCAAGGUGUACAUAUUCCUGUAUGUCUUGGCACAAUCGAUGUUUCUAAGCGGCCCAUGUUCUACGAUGGAAUUGCAGACAUUCCCCACCUUUUACUUCUCGCCCACGCAGGCACUGAAAUUUCAAAAUGUAAUGUUGCAGAGACUCAAAUUGUGUCUGCAGUAUCGGAGGCAUUGCAGGCCGUUCAUGCGCUGGGUGUACUCCACCGUGAUGCGGAAGAAAGAAAUAUGUUUUGGAGUGAGGAAGGUGAGAAUGUGCUGGUAAUUGAUUUUGAAAGAGCAAAGAUUCUUCGCCGUGAACGAGCGCCUUUAGGAAACACAUCACCGAACCAGAAGAGAAAGAGGGUGUCCAAGAGUAUGGAUGGAGAAACAAAGCUGGCUGUGAGACAAAAGCGGAUUGACGCUAAAUUCGAGAGAGAGCUUCAGGAGACGGUUGGUGUUAUAACCCAUGUUACUAUAUGUUUUUGUAAAUUGAAAGAGGAUAGUGAUACAUCUGUUGUAGCUGCGUAUGGGGCUGUGGAUCCCAACUUCGCAAACGGGGCGUUUUUGAGAGCGAGAAAGCUCAGACUCGCUUGUGGAACGAUUGAAUCAGGGUUUGGCGCGAUGCCCCAGAGAAACAGGCAUGCGCCACCCCUAGUUACAACAACGUUUAUCCUCCUACAUCCACGGAUCUUCCCAAUUAUCCGUCGCCAUGGCAACGAACCGGGCAUCAAUAGCAAAAUCUAG
Molecule: messenger RNA, 2570 nt
Organism: Histoplasma capsulatum G186AR
Lineage: Eukaryota; Fungi; Ascomycota; Eurotiomycetes; Onygenales; Ajellomycetaceae
Exons: 4
Coding region: 84-2570 (828 amino acids)
Source: RefSeq, a predicted model, not a curated record